Messenger RNA from Saprolegnia diclina VS20, 4202 nucleotides. RefSeq lists its product as hypothetical. NCBI's taxonomy places the organism in Eukaryota, Oomycota, Saprolegniomycetes, Saprolegniales, Saprolegniaceae. The coding region runs from base 24 to 4202 and encodes 1392 amino acids. Gene Ontology annotation, cellular component: axonemal central apparatus. The transcript has 21 exons. The record is from RefSeq and is a predicted model, not a curated record. Gene Ontology annotation, biological process: axonemal central apparatus assembly.
CGAAAGGGUGCGCAAGAUCGCACAUGGAGGCCGAGCGCAAGCCGCUGCCAUGGCGCCCGUACGUGGUGCUGCUCCUUAGCGGAGCCACGAAGGACGAGAAAGCCUGUCUGGAGCGGCUCCAGGACGUGCUCAGUGGCGCCCUCACGCCCCGUGAGCGCGGUGUGUUCAAGGUUGUCACCCGCACCGACCUCGGCAACUUCAAGGACAAUGCGCCCGCCGACGUCCUCGCUGGUGCAUUCCACGCGCUCAUUGAGAAGGAUCGCACCGAGUACGUCCAAGCCAACGCAGCCAAGUUUGCGAGCAAGCCCAAAGCCCCGGCGGGCUUGGACCGCGACUUUCGACUCGCGUCCAGCCGCGGGACCAUUGUCGACUCGGCCCGAGGCCAGGCCGUGACGGCGACGGCGCCUGUCGAUGCGAUUGCAAUACCUCCGACUGACGGCGCUGACGAUGACAUGCUGAGCGCAGCCCAAGCCGCGCUUGAGCACGACGCCCGCGACGGCGCACCCUCCCACAUUUAUGUCCUAUUUGACUACCCUGCGUCGGUCACCGAAGUUCGCGGUCUCAUUACGUACAAGAUGACGGGCGCCGAGGGGCCCAAGGGCGUUGCGCUCUCCGCGCUCGUCGACAGCGUCGUGUCGGUAGUGUUCCCACUCCGUGCGACCCUGCGACGACCGUCCAUGGCGCUUGCACCAGAAGAGCCUAUCAAGCCCGUCGUUCCGGAGCCCAAGCCCGUGGAGCCACCGGCCAAGCACCCUGCCAAAGGCGGCAAGCAAAAAGCUCCCGCGGUUGCGCCGUCGCCCGAGCCCGAAGUCGUCGCUCCGGUUGUAGCUGCGCCGGUCGUCGAAGUCCCCGUCGAACCACUUGGGGAAGGCAAGUUGCACAAGGAGCUUGUGGCUGCGGCGGCCGUCGGCGGCGUCGAGUGGACCGACUUUUCGUUUUCAACGCUGCACUGCGCGACCGAGGCGGGCGAGCCCCGUACGAUGGUGACGCUGACCAAAGAGCUCAAGCAAAUGCUCACGGACGUCGCAGUCGCGAAAUGUGCCUUCAAGCAGUGGCUCAGCACCGUCAACGUCGUUGAUGUCCCGUCCGAAGUACCGGGUCGCCCUCUCGAGCACCUCUUGCGCACCUACAACGAGCUUCUCGACCCGAUUUACGAGCCGAGUGUUGGCGUCGCGGGCAUUCUUGUGGCCAUGAAGGAAGCUAUAUUUCGCGCCAGCUCCAAGGACCGGCGUGUCGCACCGCCACCGACAAAAGCAGCGUCGGUGCUGCCUCAAUUUGUCGAUCAUGGCGACGUCGCUCGGGUGCGUAUGAUGCAAGCUCUGCACCUCUACAACUCCAAGCCCGAGUGUCUCCGGUCCGGCGAGCCGCGCAUGCUCCUCGGAAAGAGCUUGGACGACAUUGAGAAGGAGAUGUGGCUGCUCAGUGAUCUGCCGGGCGUCGGCUUCCAAGGUCGAAAAGGCAUGCCGAUCGCGCCGACACUGAGCCUUGUGGAGCGAGGUGUCCAGGACACGGAGCUGAUGCAGUUCCACGGGUUAUCGAUGCACGAUGUGCACUACACGCGCAAGCUCCUCGAGUUUGAAGCCAUGCUCGGGCACAAAUGGGAGCGCAAGCUCCGGUACCGAACCUACAUGGAGCACUUGCCCAAGCACAUUUUGCCACAGCGGGUUGCAGCACUCGUGGGCCUCAAUGUCGUGCUGUACAAACGGUACUAUGCGCCGGACGACUCGCUUCUCGUCGCCGGACACAUUGCAACACCGCAAGGUCGGACGUGCACCGACACGUGGGCGGCCAUCGACUGGGUCCGGCACCGUCCACCGUUCAGUGAGUGGGAAGCCGAGACUCUCUUGCCGCGCGUGUACUUGACGCCGCGCACGGUGACGGCGCUCGGGGCGUGUGUCAACCUCUCCCAUGCCGAGCUGGAUAGCGUGCGGGAAGUGACGCACUCGUUCUUUCCGUCGGACCACGCCGUGAUCCACGUCACCGAAGCGCCGCACGCCACAACGUGGCUGACCGUGUACAAGGACUGGCACCACUUUGGCCUUCGCCCCAGCAGCGUCGGGUUCCCGAUGAACUUUCACGCAACGUUCGAGGACGCUUCGCACUUGACGAUUUCGCGCCAAAGCGGCCGGACGAUUCUCUUGACAAAGACCUUUUCAUCUGGCCUCGUCGUCUCCAUCUCGUCGGACGGGAGCAUUCAGCAAGAGUACGCGACUCGGACGGGGCAUGCCAGUGCCCCCAAUCAGCACGAGACACGCCGCGUCGUGCUCGGCCGAGGCACCGUCAUUAGCUUCCGCACCGAUGGCAGCCAGGUCAUCAUGUACGCCAACGGCCACGUCGGCAAGCGGGCGACCGCCGCCGACGCGUUCUGGACGAUCGAUGAGGGUGGGAGCGUCUAUGCUGUCGCAUCGCACGCCAAGAAGACACCGCCGCCAGCGCCCGUGCCCAUCACGCUCGAGGUCGACCCCGAGUCGAAAGCAGUGAUUGCGCACCGCGGCGAUGGCGUUGUCACCGUCACGCACGUCAACGGAUCGUACUUGACCCAGCACGCCGACGGGACGCAAAUGCUUGGCAAUGGCGCCAACAGCCAUGUGAUUGUGCGCAAGGAGGGCUAUGCCGAAGUGAGCAUCGACGUGGACGUCAACCUCACCGCGCAGCGGCACGCCCAAGGCAUGAAGAUCGCCGUCACCAAGGGCGGCAUUCGCACGCGCAGCGUCGUCCGAUUUGAUGACGGCACGACGAUCGAAGUCGACUACGACACGCGCGUCAUCGCGUCGGUUCACGGCAUCUUGCGUGUGCGCAAGCCCGACGGCACGAUCGUAAUUGCCCAGGACAAUGGGCUCGUCGAGUUUCGCCCGCGGUCGCUGGCCACGUCAUCGUACCCCCGGAAGGCGGCGCGGGACGACGAAGAAGAGCCCGACUCGUCGAGUGGCGCCUACUACUUUGACUGCGUCAACGGCAGUCUCCGCCUGAGCGACCACGAGCACAAUCAUUUCGACUUGACGAUCGGGGACGGCAAGCACCUUCCCGUGCUCAAGGUCGACCUCGCGGGCGUCGUCUCGGCAAGCGACUGCGCGAAAUUCGGCGUCGAUCCGAUUGCUGCCAACGCUGUCGUCAACGACCCCCUGCAGCCCUUCUUGCUCAUUCUGCAGGGCGACGGCACUGGCGUUGAGGUGCUCCGACCGAUGGACGUGGACGACUACCUCGCACUGCAGCGCCGGGACGCUCGGAUCGAACGCGUGCCUUGCAUUGCUGUCGGUGCCAGCAACGACAACAAGCUGCAUGUGUUUACGCACAGCUUGGGCCCGUUUACGCCCGUCGCACUCGCCGACGCUACUGAGCGGACGGCCAUUCUAUCGACAGUCAAGAUCCCGGCGCGGGCCAGUGCGCUGCUGUUGCAGCAACUGCACAACGUCGUGCCACUGCGCCCGCUUGCUGUGAGCUUGGUGCGGCGCUUACGUGAGAUCACGCCGUUCGACGCGGUUCAAUUCCAAACCAUGGUCGAUGCUCUCUCGGCCUGGAAUGCGUGGGCGGCCAAUCGAGAGCUCACAAAGGACCAGUACGCAGUCAUGGACCCGCGGGACGACGAGACGCGGGCCCAGGCGCAUGCCAUGGAGAAGAAGAUUGCGGCAGCGUACAAAGCGACGCGUGCGCGGCUCAAGGCCGAGCGCCUCAAGAAGCGCGAACGCGAACGCUUGGCCAAGCUCAACUCGGCGCUCGAAGAAGCAGGGCACGAGCCGUCGGCCGCCAUGACGACGCUCAAAGAGGUGGAAAACGAAGAAGACGACGAGGAAGAUGGCGACGACGACGAGGCACACUACGCCGGCAUGCACUCGGACGACAGCGACGCCGACUCGCGCGACGACCUUGAUGUGAAUGUCGACGACGAGUACGAACUCCUUCUCACGGCCUUUUCGCACGCCGACACCGAGUCCAACGGCCGCUUGAACCGCGUGCAGACGCGGCGGGCGCUCGUGCAUGCGCUGGGCUUUGGUGUGAGCCAAAGUGACGUCAACGACGCGAUCGAAACGUACUCGGAGGCUUAUGACGACACGGUGACGUUCGAGGUGUUUGCGCGCAUCUUGACGUGCAUGAAAGACGCGUACGACGAAGAAGCGAGUGCCAAGACACCGCGUGCGAUGCCCCAGUUCCCGAGCCGACUCUCGAUGCCGUCCAAGCUCUCGCCGCGCCCCAAACAUCCAUAG